This is a messenger RNA of Aspergillus calidoustus, 348 nucleotides long. Lineage: Eukaryota; Fungi; Ascomycota; Eurotiomycetes; Eurotiales; Aspergillaceae. The record is from the annotation of a GenBank genome assembly.
AUGAUUCCCAUCCCAGAGGAGGCCGUCACUACCCUCCGUGCGGUCAUGGGCCAGACCGCGUACAUUCCGGAUCUCUGUACACUACUCUACCCGGACUGGGACGUUGAACGGCACGAACACGAGGAACAAGUCAAGAACGAGAUUCACAAUGACUUUUUGGAGAAAUGGUGGCCACACAACGAGACACUAAAGACGGCGGCAAAGAAAGGAGAACUGGUACAAGAAGCAGGCUAUUUCUGGAGUCAAACAUCCCUUGAGCGGUUUCGCAUAGUUGCACAAUUUAUGAUUUGGUUGUUCAUGUGGGACGAUGGUACGAGCAUCGCAGCAAACCCCAGACGUAUAUGCUGA